CAGUAGGUCGGAGGCUUACAUUGGCGCGCGCUUCCUGCUGGAGCCUGAGCGGCAGCGGCCCUCCUUGCUGUGGUGGCUUGGGGCUGCUGCGGCCGCAGGCGGGGGGAAGCGGCUCGAGCGGGAGGAGGCGGUGCAGGGUCUGCAGGAGGAGCCGCUAUGGCUACGCCCAACUCCCUCUUGUGGGCAGUUGAUAUCUUUGGGAGGGUUUACACUCUUUCUACAGCCGGCCAGUACUGGGAGCUCUGUAAAGACAGACAGCUGGAAUUCAAACGAGUCUCUGCUAUCAAACAUUGCUGCUGGGGAAUAGCUUGUGAUCACCAGGUAUAUGCCUACGUAUUCUCAAGUGAUGUUCCAAUCAGAUACCAGGAAGAAACUUAUGAGAAUCAGCGUUGGAAUCCGGUUGGUGGCUUUUGUGAGAAAUUAAUGCCCAGUGAUCGCUGGCAAUGGAGCGACGUGAGCGGGCUAAAACAUCAGCAGCUUGACAGUUUCACACUGCCAUCGCCGCACUGGGAAUGGGAGUCUGACUGGUAUGUGGAUGAAAAUAUUGGAGGGGAACCAACAGAGAAAGGGGGUUGGACGUAUGCCAUUGACUUCCCAGCUACCUACACAAAGGAUAAGAAAUGGAAUUCCUGUGUCCGACGUAGGAGGUGGAUCAGAUACAGGAGAUACAAGUCACGAGACACUUGGGCAAAGAUAACAUCCCAUGAUGAUCCUAAUCAAUUGCCAGAUCCUUUCAACGAUAUCUCAAUUGGAGGAUGGGAAAUCACUGACGAGCCCAUGGGCCGGUUAUCGGUCUGGGUGGUGUCCUUACAAGGAAGGGUAUGGUAUAGAGAAGACGUUUGCCACCACAAUCCAGAAGGCUCCUGGUGGUCCUUAAUAGCCACCCCCGGAGAAGCAGUACAGAUCAGCUGUGGACCAUAUGACCUCCUAUGGGCAACACUUUGGGAGGGGCAAGCUAUUGUGAGAGAAGGGAUUGAUAGAAAUAAUCCUCAAGGAAUUUCUUGGACAAUUGUGGAACCCCCAAGCUCUGAAAAUGGGAUCCUGCACAUCUCUGUGGGUGUAAAUGUGGUGUGGGCAGUUACUAAAGACAGAAAAGUGUGGUUCAGAAGAGGUGUGAACUCGCACAAUCCAUGUGGCACCAGCUGGAUUGAAAUGGUUGGAGAAAUGAUGAUGGUAAACGUAGGCUUAAAUGACCAGGUCUGGGGAAUCGGCUGCGAGGAUCGAGCUGUUUAUUUCCGGCAAGGCGUCACACCGAGCGAGCUCAGCGGGAAGACAUGGAAGGCGAUUGUAUCUGGCAGAGAGAGUGACAGGUCUCAGACCGGCAGCUCGACCAGUCUGCUCAGCGCUGGCUGUUUCUUCAGUGAUGACGUUAGGGAGCAAAUGAAUUUGAUCGUUCAGAGCGAUGCGGACAUUUCCUCUGAUACCGAGAGCCCACAGAUACAUCCAAACCUUGAUGACAUGCCCCUGUCAGGUGCUGCAGCUGGCGUCAAUGGUAACAGCGUGGGAAGCCAGUCAGCAGAAGUGAGUGCAAACUUGGCUGUGGAUCCUCUGGACUCUACUCCCGAAGAAGCCAGCCCUGCUUCAGACAAUGGCGAGAAGGCUGGUCUCGAAAAACCCAAGUCUUCUGCUGACCAGGAUCCCCAUCCUGCAGAACUGCAGUGGACAAACAUUGACUUAAAGGAGGCCCAUAAAAAGCCUCUGCUCGCUGCCAGCACCUUCCCGGAGACAUCCAGCCUGUCUUCCCUUGGCAUGUUCUCAGUUGGAGUUGAAGAACAUUAUGGAGCUGAUGAGCACCCGUUGUGGGCUUGGGUGUGUGGGGGAGGCUGCCUGGUGGAUUCACACAGCUUGCUGAAAUGGUUCACCCUUCAGUCAGGUCUGUUAUCCUCUGUGCAGUCCCUUUCCCUGUCUAUCAGUCCAGCACAGACAGCAGCGUGGCGAAAGCAGAUUUUCCAGCAGCUCAGUGAAAGGACCAAGCGGGAACUGGAGAACUUUAGACACUAUGAACAAGCUAUUGAGCAGUCUGUCUGGGUGAAAACGGGGACCUUACAAUGGUGGAGAAGCUGGAAGCCUCAGAAAUGGACAGAUGUGCGAGUGGUGCUGGAGCAGUUCACUGGGAAUGACGGCAUGCGAGACAGCAUUCUGUUCAUCUAUUACAUGUAUCAUGAGGAGAAGAAGUACAUCCACGUGUUCCUGAAUGAAGUUACCAUUCUGGUUGAAGUUCUGAAUGAUGCCAAACACUCCUUCGCUCUCUACACACCUGAGAGGACAAAGCAGCGGUGGCCAAUUCGUCUAGCAGCCGCCACAGAACAAGAAAUGCAUGACUGGCUGGCUUUGCUGAGCAUGUCCUGCUGUGAAAGCAGACGGAUUCAAGGCCCUCCCUCCCACCAGGCCAUCUGGUCUGUUACCUGCAAAGGAGACGUCUUCGUCAGCGAGCCAAGUCCUGAAUUAGAGGCCGCACCACACCUGAUGCCAUGUGACCAAAUGUUUUGGCGACAGAUUGGAGGGCAUCUCCGCCUGAUAGAGUGCAAUAGCCAUGGCAUAGUAUGGGGCAUAGGUUACGAUCACACGGCCUGGGUUUAUACUGGGGGAUACGGAGGCGGCUUCAUUCAAGGAUUGGCCAGCAGCGCCGAUAAUAUUUACAUGCAAUCAGAUGUGAAAUGUGUUUAUAUCUAUGAGAACCAGCGGUGGAAUCCAGUCACAGGAUAUAGCAACAGAGGGCUGCCCACAGACAGGUACAUGUGGAGUGACGCGUCUGGCUUACAAGAAUGCACAAAAGUUAACACAAAGCCUCCAUCCCCGCAGUGGUCUUGGGUGUCUGACUGGUAUAUUGAUUUUAACAUUUCCGGUGGAACUGAUCGGGAAGGCUGGCAGUAUGCAGCAGACUUUCCAGCAUCCUACCAUGGCCACAAGACGAUGAAGGAUUUUGUUCGACGAAGACGCUGGGCCAGAAAAUGUAAAAUAAUCACCCAUGGACCCUGGCUGGAAGUGCCACCCAUCGCCCUGUGGGACAUCGCCAUAAUCCCUAGUUCGUCAGCAGACAAAGAAGAAUCGAUAGCACUCUGGGCAGUUAGCAACAAGGGAGACGUGCUGUGCAGACUCGGAGUAACACAGCAAAAUCCAGCUGGAACAUCAUGGCUUCACGUGGGAACAGAUCAGCCCUUCAUGUCGGUCUCGAUUGGGGCAUUCCACCAAGUCUGGGCUGUUGCCAGAGAUGGCUCUACCUUCUACCGGGGUUCAGUGUCUCCAAAAAAACCUGCAGGCGAUUGUUGGUACCAUAUCCCUUCACCUCCAAAACAAAAAUUAAAACAAGUCUCAGUAGGACGGACAUCUAUGUUGGCGGUGGAUAAAAAUGGUAAUCUCUGGUACCGUCAGGGAAUCACACCAAGCUACCCUCAAGGAUCUAGUUGGGACCAUGUUUCAAAUAAUAUCCGUAAAGUUUCUGUGGGACCCAUGGAUCAGGUUUGGGUGAUAGCUGAUAAAGUGCAAGGAAGUCACAGCCUAAGUUGCGGGACAGUCUGUCAUCGAACAGGAGUCCAACCAUUGGAAUCGAAAGGGCUCUCAUGGGACUACGGCAUUGGGGGUGGAUGGGAGCACAUUACAGUCAGAGGAAAUGCAACUGAAGCUCCUAAGGCUGCUUUACAUGAGACCUCUGAAGAGCAUGCAGCAAAGCCAACGGAUCUAGAAGAUGGGGAGAAUGGAGGAAAAGGAAACCAUUCUAAAACCACCUUGAUGGUUAACGAAGGACAAGCACUAGACAGAAACUCUGUUAAUUGUUAGUAUGUUCUGUUCUCUGUACACUGGCUGCUGCUUGUUUCCCAAGUAAUUUAAAGAAAAACAAACUGUAGGAUACAACAAACUCAAUCCAUUUCUGCUCAGAAAAAAAAAAAAAAGCCUUCUGAUAAAACUGAUGCAUUUUUUAGAACUGGAAUUUACAAGAUGGGCAUUUUAAUAUUUAAUUUAUUCUUGUACUACUAAGUUAAUAGAGUAUGGCUUGAUAGAACUGACAGAGUUUUGCCAAGAGAGACGAGGUGCUGUUUGGAGCUGCAGGAAUAGCCUUGACCCCCAUUUAAAGCUGCUACACAAACUGUGUGAAUGUGAAUAUCUUUGCAGACUUGUUUGUUUUUCCUGUAGAAGUCUUUAAUUCCCUUCCCUACAUCCCUUAACACUCACUCAUCUUAUAUGCCACUCUCCAGUUUUAGUAUUUCUCGUCUUUGGGCAGAUAGGAGGAUUUUAAAAAUUGUAUCAAUAUAUAGUUGAUUACUGUACAGAGCGCUCUAGUCACUGCAUUAGUGUCAAAUCUAGGGUCCUGAUCCUGCAGACACUUAUGGACAUGCUUAACUUUGCUCAUGUGAGUCAGCUCAUUGAUUUCUAUGCUACCCUCACAUUGAGCGGGGAUCACUUGUAUCAAUAAUGUUCCACAUGAGUAUAAGUGUGUGUUUGCAGGACUGGAGCGGAGGGAGUACAUAUUACUAAGGGCCAAUUUCUGGUACCCGUUCUCAUGCUGCAUAGAAUCUUAUUUCACAAGUGGUCCCAUUGGUGUCAGCGGAAUUCAUGUGGAAGAGAGUCCUAAUCUCUCAGUAGGGGUGCUUCUACAUUUAUCAGAUAUGAGGUGGAAAAAUCAUCUUUUUAGCCUCACGUUCAGCUCGUCCUCCAACAGCUCACACCUCAUGCUUUGUCCAAGUCUCUUCGAGUGAGAGACUGGAAAAAGUUCUUUACCUAUUUCCGGCUUCAUAAUGGUAGAUAGCUACAGUCUCGCCCGUGAAGUCAGUGUAGACUAGCAUGCACUCAGAAUGGGGCUUUGCUGUUAGUUUGUACUAAGUGAUCUGUGCUGAAUAUAUUUCUGGCUCUUCUCCUCGUGAGUUAACACCUUAGUGUACAUUAUUCCUCAAAAGAGAAGGUCUAGUUCUGUCCUGCUUUAAAAUUGUAGUUAAGCCUAGAUUUUCCUCUGAACUCCUCUUUAUUUUAAAGCCCAAUAUUGUGUGGUGCCAGUCACCUUCUGCAAGGUGCUGAGCGUUCACCUCCCGUUGGUUUCAGGAGGGCACUCCACACCUUACAGGAUAAGGCUUUAUCCAUUGUAACUUUUAGAGAGGUUGUCACGGAGGGGCUAAUCUUGCACACUUAGAUUUGAUGGGAAUGUUGAGAGCAGGCUCAGACCCCAAGUUUCUUAAUGGUAGCACUGCAAGUUUACAUUCUUUUCCCUAUAUUGUGUGUGAUUGUAUAUGGAGUUAUUUUUAUAUAAAUUGAAUAGCAAUGUGGCAUGGUCUCAAGUACUGUAUUUGUAGAAGUAACUAUUGACUGUAUUUAAUAUAUAUAUAUAUAUAUAUAUGAUAUUUUAAUGCCAAGACACUGUUUAUGUCCAAAUGUGAAAAAGAAUCUUAAAGAUGCUACUGUCUAACCUAUUGAACUUUCCAAUAUGUGAUUAUAGUUUUUUUAUUGAUUUUUACAUCUGUGGUGUUUCAAGUGUCGUAAGUGACAUUAUUUGCAUUCAUUCCUAUAAAUACUAGGUUACAUACAGUUCUAGAAGUUACACAGCAAUUGUUCCAAAUAAACAUCAUUAAUAGCUUUACCACAUAUACUCUUAGGCUUGCUUUUUCUCUGCACUAACACAUAAUCUAUGUCAGAAGGUCAACUUAUAUUUUCCUUUUGAAUAUCCAAUGUUUACAUCUUCAGUGCAAGUGUUACAUAUAUUACUAACUGACUCAAUAAAAUAUACACUAAUGUAA
This is a messenger RNA of Caretta caretta (loggerhead turtle), 5723 nucleotides long. RefSeq names its product tectonin beta-propeller repeat containing 1 (gene TECPR1). The record is from RefSeq and is a predicted model, not a curated record. NCBI's taxonomy places the organism in Eukaryota, Metazoa, Chordata, Testudines, Cheloniidae. Gene Ontology annotation, molecular function: phosphatidylinositol-3-phosphate binding. Gene Ontology annotation, biological process: autophagosome maturation. Gene Ontology annotation, cellular component: lysosomal membrane; autophagosome membrane.